Drosophila teissieri is the source of this 3397-nucleotide messenger RNA. RefSeq lists its product as uncharacterized. NCBI's taxonomy places the organism in Eukaryota, Metazoa, Arthropoda, Insecta, Diptera, Drosophilidae. The transcript has 4 exons. Gene Ontology annotation, molecular function: RNA polymerase II transcription regulatory region sequence-specific DNA binding; DNA-binding transcription factor activity, RNA polymerase II-specific. The coding region runs from base 193 to 2511 and encodes 772 amino acids. Gene Ontology annotation, cellular component: nucleus. The record is from RefSeq and is a predicted model, not a curated record. Gene Ontology annotation, biological process: regulation of transcription by RNA polymerase II.
AGGCCGAGGGCAAGAAGAAGAUGCGCAUGUUUGCCAACAUCCGCGUGCCGCACGAGACCUUCAUCAAUGUGCUCAAGCGGUAGGAUCGAUCCCGACUAGAACAUCACUUCUCGAAGCUGUUUGUGGCCAAUUUAGCGUAAUAUGUUCGAGGAUCGGGACUAGACAAAUAGGUGGAAAAAGAAAGCUAAGAACAUGAUCAACGGCCUGAGCGUUGGCGGUGGUCAGCAGGUGGCGCAAGUGACGCCAACAGGUGCUGCAAUUAAAUUGCACUUUGCCUACAACAACAGCAACAACAGCAGCAGCAAUAACAGCAGCAGCAACAACAACAUCAACUACAGUGGCCUUAAAACAGCGGAGCCAAAAAUGAGCAACAACAAGAACUACACAGGCAGAGCGCUGAAAAUAGUUGAGAAGAUACCGGGAGCAAGUGGAGUAAUCACCGCAACAAGCGGCAACCAAGGAGCAGGAAACCUUGUGGGAUUUUCUCCGGCAACAGCAUCCUAUGUUUCAGGCUUGUCCAGGGAUUUUUUGAUAUCCAGAGAACUUUCCCAAAGAUCAGGAGAUUUCCUGACAGCUGCUGCGAAGAUGGUAUCCCAAAUGGGAGCAAGCGAACUCCGCUGGCUGCCCAUGCCCAGGACCAAAGAAAAGCCAUCUAACGCAGCAGGAGCAGAAACUAAAACAUUAGUCAGAAAAAGGGAUGAACACGGAUCACCUGGUAAAUCAGCCAAAAGUGCCUUAGUUGACCCCCAACCGCAACGCACCGAAGACCAAGAAAAUGCCUUUCGGCGCAUCGAGGAUGUGCACAACUAUGCCAAGUUGCAGGACUGCAGCAGCGACACCGAAGACGAGGACGACGAAGAGGAGGAUCUCGAUGAAGAGGAGGAUGAUGAAGAGGAGGCGGAUAUCCAAGUCCAGUUGCCUGUGCAGCAGGAGGUCACGCGCAUUCGUCGCGAGGCCGCCGAAGAGCAUGUGGACGUGGACGUGGUCACAGUGCCGCAGCAGGAGCAGGAUCAGGAAAGCCAUCAAGUAGAGCCGCAACAGCAACAGCAGGAUCAGGCAACUGAUACCACACGACCGGAGCAUCAUGCCCGCCGCCCCAUGAAUGCCUUCCUUAUAUUCUGCAAGAGACACCGCGGCAUCGUCAAGGAGCGUUACAGAACCUUGGAGAACCGUGCCAUUACAAAAAUCCUGGGCGACUGGUGGGCCGCUCUCGACGAGCAGGAGAAGCACUGCUUCACGGAUCUGGCACAGCAGAACAAAGACGCCUUCUUCAAUGCUAAUCCAAACUUCAAGUGGUACAAACUGCCAGCUCCGCCGCUGCGAACACUGGCUACCCGUCCCAGCAACGCGGCUGCUGGUUUGCUCAUCCCCAGCGAAGAACAGCCACAGCAGCAGGUGCCGGCUUCACUGCAAAUGCAGUGGGCAGAGCGAGGGGAGAUGCCGCGUGCUAUGCUGCGCCCCAACUACUUUAAACUGGCAGACGAAACGCAGAUGGGCGAGCUAAGCUCCCUACUGCAAGUUCAAGUACAAGAGAAGGACUUCGCCCUGCAGCAGGUGCUCAGCGAGACCAGUCAGUUUUUAUCUGCCCACAUGCCAGGUGGCAAUUCAAAUGGCAAUGGCAAUAAGCGCUCCUUGCAGGACAGCAACUCGAGCAACUCCAGCGAAGAGGAGGCGGCCAGUGGUAGCUCGCCCAACAAGAAGGCCAAAUCAUCACGCUCCUGCAAGGGCAAGAUUUACCAGGAAUUGGUCAACUCCGGUCAAUUGGCGGCCAUAGCUAAAAAGAGCAAGGCUCGAUCGCCGCCGGCGGGCGGUAUGGGUGGAAACUUUAUGGACAUACCCUUGGAUGCGGGCCCCAAUACACCGCCCGUUUCGCCACCGGAACGCCAGGGUAGCAGCCCGGAUUCCAUGCAAAAAAAUAUGAGGAGCGUUUCCGAGUCAAGCAGCAGUGGUUUCUUUGAUCUCGAGGAGAAAAUCAAAGAGCUGCCGGCCCUCAGCUUGGACGCUUACCUGCAGCGCAAACGUAGCACCAAAAAGAAGAAGAAGUUUAGCGGCACCAAGAAACAGAGGAACUCGAACAGCACAAGUGGUACAUCAGCAGCUUCGAAUGCAGCAGCAGUAGAUGCUACGGCAAAAGGAGCAGUUCCAGCAGUUAACGAGCAUCUAGUGAGGAUCAAGCAGCAGCAGCAACUGCAGGCCGUGGGUAGUCAGCGACGAAAGGCGCGCAAAGAAAGUAUCACUCGGCGCGAUGUCAGUGCCAUUGAACAGGAGGUGGCCUCAAUUCUGCCCCUGACCAUUAAUGGCAGCUACUACUUCAACCAGAGCGGCACUCCCAAGGCGGUGAAUGCCUCUGUAACCUCGUCGUCGAACUCGCCACCGCUGUCUUCGAACUCCUCGUCGUCAUCCUCGUCGCUCUCCUCGCAGACGGCCUUCGACGUGACCUCCUCUACCUCAGAUCUACUCAUUCUGGCCGAAGUGGCCGCCAACCGCACUGAGCUGACCAAGUCCAACUAGCGCCUGCAACACCACUAACAUCAGCAGCACCACUGGCUGUCCAGCAUUACCACCAAAUAGUUAGCCCAAAUCAAAAUAGCAAACUGCAAGAUUGUCAUAACUUGGAAAUGAUAUAUUCACAUAUAUCAUAAUCUUAUAAUAUGAAAUUCUGUUUAGAUAUUCACCUAUUAUGUAGUUUUUAAGGAAGAAAAAGAGCAUGGCCUUAACAGUUAUUCAUAUCAUCCAUUACGUCAGAGCUGAGGAAUAAUACUUUAUAUUCUAUUUACAUUUAUAGGUUUUUACAUGAUUUUCGGGUUAAGAGCACACAUAUUUGAAAUAUUCAGUUCUUAACCCCAUAACUGUGCAUUAAUAUUCUAUUGUUUUAAUCAUAUUAUCAAUCGAAAACUUUAAACUGAAUGUAAUUCCCAAUUGUCGCCUUUAUGAUAGUCUUGCGGUCAAGUUGAGCACUCCUUUUCGAUACUUACAAUGCUUUGAGCUAUUUGCUGGUGGUGCCUAAUGGAGAUGGAAAAACAGACAUUCGUUGAUCUACAAUUUAGUCAAUAAUAUUAUGUAAUAACAGAAAAGCAAGCCAGCAGAAGAGAAUGCGAGAAGAGAGUCGCGGCGAUAGUGAAUUAUGUAUUGUUUGUUAUGACGGCGGUAGGAGGAGACCCGCCUCAGUUUCACACGCAUAUAUCUAUAUAUUUGGUAUUUAGAUAACUUGUUCUGUUUUUUUCUUGUUAAGUUUCUCCUUUUUCGGGCCGCGUUCGCAUAAGCAGCAAAAUCAACAGCUGCGAACGCUCAUUACAUGUUAAUUAUUAUUAUUUCUAAUAUGUAGUCGUAACUUAUUGCUAUAUUUGUCAAAACGCAAACAAUUUGCAACAAAAAUAUAUUCAUUUUAAAGUGGAAA